Dunckerocampus dactyliophorus (ringed pipefish) is the source of this 5137-nucleotide messenger RNA. It is a transcript of the gene slc35a3b, whose product is annotated as solute carrier family 35 member A3b. NCBI's taxonomy places the organism in Eukaryota, Metazoa, Chordata, Actinopteri, Syngnathiformes, Syngnathidae. The record is from RefSeq and is a predicted model, not a curated record. Gene Ontology annotation, molecular function: UDP-galactose transmembrane transporter activity. Gene Ontology annotation, biological process: pyrimidine nucleotide-sugar transmembrane transport. The coding region runs from base 2345 to 3589 and encodes 414 amino acids. The transcript is spliced from 9 exons. Gene Ontology annotation, cellular component: Golgi membrane.
CCACAGACUGAUUGACUCCCUGCCAUGCCGUACUGCUGCAGUAAAUCAGGCAAAAGGAGCCCCUGUCAAGUAUUGAGUGCUGUACAUCAGACUUUUCAGUUGGCCAACAUUUCUAAAAUGACUUUUUUGUCAUAAGUAAUAUUCAAAUUUUCAGAGAUACAGAAUUUGGGAUUUUCAUUAGUUUUCAGUUAUGAUCAUCAAAAUUAAAAGAAAUAAAUAUUUUAAAUAUAUUAGUCUGUAUAAUAUAAAAGUUACACUUUUUGAAUUAAAUUACUGAAAUAAAUCACCUUUUGGUUAUCUUCAAAUUUACUGAGCUGCACCUGUAUAUUGGCAGGAAACAUUAGUUCAGCACCUCAGUGCUUAAAACCAGAUGUGUGCGACCACUUCCGCUUUGAAAAGAAGGGCAACACUACUCAGGAAAUGCCAGCCCACCUCCAACAUCACCACCUGGACAAGCUAAUGCUAGCUGUAAUGCUAGGAGGCAAUGAAGAAGCUGAAAGGUGAGGCAAAAUAGAGCAUACUUGUCACUUGAAUUAUUAGCUAUUUUGGAGAAGCCAUGCCACUAUGUUUAUGGAAUCGAAGGUUAGAGGACGCCCGCUGAUGUGGAACUUCAGUGUAAAGUAACAGUCAAGUGAUCUGCUCAACACACACUUCCGGUCUUAAAAAUAAAAUCGCUGUGUUCCACAUCCUGCUUACUGAUAAUGAAAUAAGGGUGUCUCAUGUUAAGGUAAAAAAAAAAAAAGCUGUCAGCCUGUUAAGAACAGGCCACUUGAUACACUUUUCAAAGGAUUUUAAGGCACAGUUUGCACUGUUUCAAUGAACGUAACUAAUCUCAUCACAUCUUUGAUUCAUUUUUUCCGACAUUAAGUUGUUGACUGACAGUCAUAUAUUGUGCAACUGAUACUUUCACUUUUCAAUUCAUUUCAUUCAAUCCAAGUCAAUGGAACACUCACAAGAUGCCACCAGUCACACUUUCCCUUUAGAAUUUUUCAGAAAAUGUCAGUAUAUAGAAUAGCAUUGUCAGAAUAUUGCGAUGGAUAUCGUGUCAUGAGGUUGGUGUAUCGCUACAGCCCGAGUGUGUUGAGUAAAGCGUGUCCCCAUUUAAAUUUUUCAACUAAUGUUAUCGUUAUGUAAUUUCCAGCAAAAAAACAUUUGCCCAUCUGUCAACAUCUAAUCAGGUUUACGAACAAACAACGGGAGUGUAGAUUACAUUUCGGUGCACUUACUAAAUCCAGAAAGUUGUGCCAGCACUUUUUUUUUCUGCAACGAAGUCUGCACUGGUCUUACUUUAUUUAAAAAAAAAAUAAAACCCAUUCAAAGUGCAAUAAUUGUAUUGGUCAAAUGGAAUGGUGUUACAUUGUUAAUACGGACACAAACACUUCAAGCUUAUGACUUUAGACUUAAUCCGUUUUGUCCAGACUUGACUUGGACUUGCACACCUUUGCUUGAGACUUACAAAACACUAACUUUCACCCACCUCUGGUUCUGGAAUCAAUUAACCAUGAUAAACGAGAGAUUACUUAUUGUUGUGUUGAACUAACUGCAUCACACAAAAAACGAAUAGCUCUUACACUGUCAACCAAAACCAAGCAUUUAUAGCUUUAUCUCUGUACCAUUUACAGUAUAUUGGCCGGUGGGUUGCUCAGGUUCAAGAAAACAUCAGCAUCUCAGGAACUCUUGUGUUGUUGAACAGCUUGAUACACUUAUCACCAGAAUAUAUUUUAAUACAUCAAAAAUAAGUAGAUGCACAUUUUUUGACUAUAUCAAAAGGGACCCAUAGGGCAAUUUUGAAAUGAUUAAAAGGAAACAGUAGAGUCCUUGCUCAAGUUGUUGAGUGUGGUAGGAAGACUUUGCUUCCCUCCAUAAUUUCUGAGUCUGUGGGUAACAUAUUUCAACUGUAGCCGCCCCCCUUUGUAGAACAUGGCAAAAGAUUUACGCCAACAUGUCAAAGUCGUCUCUCUGCAAAGAGAAGCGAUGGUCAUUUACAUUACGUGAAACUUGCAUCAUCUUCCCAUAAACAGGAAUUGACCGUUUUCAAUAAAAAGUACAGCAACAACUUACCUGAUCAUUAUAAUUCAUGACAUGCUGUUUGAUUUUGGAUGAAUCCACCCAGGUAACAAAAUCUUCCAUAUUUCUAGAAAUAUACGGGGCAAUUUCAUAGAUUAUAAAGUGGACACUAGCGUGUUAGGUAUUCAUGAUGGUCAACUUGCAAACACAAACCUUGUGACAAGAAACGCCGGGUCUGUGACAAUCUCAGUGCCCACACGUACAUCUGAAAGCAAGUCAAGGCCCAUACAAACAUGUUUUAGUCUCUAACGCAACAGCACUGAAUGAAUACGCAGGCAUGACGACAACAGCAGCAGUAAAGGAUACGCCCUUGCUCGAUAAAGGUGAUGGCUGUUUUCAGGUUCUGAGCCAUACGAAGCCUCACCACGACGCAAGGCAGCCUCCUCCUGUGGGAGUGAUGACAGUCAUUGGACAAACAGGAAAAAGAAAAAAACACGAUCCCGCGAAUGAGCGUCCCCAGGGAGUCGCCCACCUCAUCCUUCAGGCCCCGUCAGCAACCCCCAAAGGAGCGUCCUCCGACAUGGUGUCCUCCUCACACUCCAAGAGGCUGAAGUACCUAUCAUUGGGGGUGCUGGUGUUGCAGACCACCUCAGUGGUACUCACCAUGCGCUACUCCCGCACUCUGAAGGAAGAUGGCCCCCGCUACCUGGCCUCAUCUGCCGUAGUGUCAGCAGAGGUGAUCAAGAUCAUCGUCUGCACCCUGAUAGUCUUCUUGGAGAACAAUUUAAGUCUGCAGGCCAUGAACCACUUGCUGAAGGAGGAGAUUGUGAGCAGGCCUCUAGAGACCCUGAAGUUGGCUAUUCCUGCAGGAAUCUACACGCUGCAGAACAAUCUUCUCUAUGUUGCCUUAUCCAACCUGGACGCAGUCACCUACCAGGUGACAUACCAGCUGAAGAUUCUGACCACAGCUCUGUUCUCUGUCUCCUUGCUGGGAAGAAGGCUUAAAUUAUAUCAGUGGCUUUCUCUGCUCCUCCUCAUGGCUGGGGUCACCUCAGUGCAGUGGCCCACCGAGUCUGAAGGAGACUCAGAGCAGAAAAUCCUGUCUGCCAGCACCCAGUUUGUGGGGCUGAUGGCUGUGCUGAUGGCCUGUAUAUCCAGUGGCUUUGCUGGAGUUUACUUUGAGAAAAUCCUCAAGGAGACUAAACAGAGCGUGUGGGUUCGAAACAUACAGCUGAGUUUGUUUGGGUUUGUGUUUGGUACUGUCGGGAUGUUUGUGUAUGACGGCGGGAGAGUCGCACAGUCUGGAAUUUUUCAAGGCUACAAUGUGAUCACCUGCAUGGUUGUCGUCCUGCAGGCUUUCGGCGGCUUGGUCGUAGCUGUGGUCAUUAAAUAUGCCGACAACAUCCUCAAAGGAUUUGCUACCUCUCUGUCCAUCAUUGUGUCCACGCUGAUCUCAUAUUUCCUGCUGGAGGACUUCCAACCUUCUGGUGUGUUUUUCUUAGGGGCAGUACUGGUUAUUGCAGCCACGUUUAUGUACAGCUACGAGCGCAAACCUGUCAGCGGCAGCGCUGUAAAAAUAUAAAGGAGAGAGGUUCGGCCUGGCAGCACCACAGCACAGCACAACACAAACAGAGCAGGACUCUGUGGUCUUGUGGACAUGAUACAACCCGUUACUGCAGUGACUGUAACUGGACAUGCCCAAUUACUGCAGCUCAGGAAUGCUCACAGAUAUCGGGGACUGUACUGUAUUUGAUAUUCACACGCUUUGGGCCUGAUCUACGAAGAUACUAAAUAACAAGCGCUAAAUUGCAUGAGCAAGCUAAAAAUUGUCACAUUGAAAAACUGCACAUACUAUUAGUCGGCAUGUUGCAGGUGAUCUGCUAUGAUUGCGUGUGCAAUUUUUAACAGGUGCAAAAAUGGUGCGGACAGCUUAAAUAGGAUUUUGCGUCUGCUACCGGCUGUCACCAUGGAGAGCUUGGAAGAGGAAAAAAAAAACCCCAAAGAGGUUGUGGUGGAGGAUGCAAAUAAAAACGCUGGUGAACUCCAGCAGACAUCACAUCAUCAUAAUAACUGUGAUAUUAGUGUAUUUUAUCAUUCAAUAUACAUGUUUCACACGACAACCUAUUAAGCUAUUAAAUUUAUGAUUUAUUAGGUUAUGAUGUUCAUGUGACCAUGUGGUAAAUGUACGGAAUGUACUGAAAAUGUCGAAGUAAUGUGUGAGUAGAUAUAGCUAUGUAAGCUAUAUCUACUCACACAUUGCUUCGACAGUUGCAUUGCCAGGUGAAAUCCACGCUAAAAUCCACACUAUUGCGCUAAGGCACAUGACAGGGUAGCACGAUUCGUUAUUACACCGGCAGCUGGAGUAAUCCACACGCAAUAAAAUGCAGUAUUGCAAGGAGUUUUCCCAUAGAUGUUUGUAUGGCUCCUUUUUGUGACUCAAAAAACAAAUGUCUCUAGUCCAUUCUAAACAGUUCUUUUUACAGACCAGUAUUGGCUAUUUUUUUCGUACCUGACAGUUUUGAAUGCCCACUUGCAGUGUUCCUCAGAGUGCUCCAACUCUGGUCUGUAAAAAGAAGUGUUUAGAAUGUAUGAAAGUUAGACCAAAUGAACCUCAUUGGACUAAAUGUCUCUAGAUCUCUAAAUACACCGACCGCAAACAGGUUUCAGAUUUGAUAAAUCACAUUGCAGGUGUAAAAUGAUGCCAUUUGCAUCUUCUUCUGACAAUAUUUUGUGCUUUCUGAUAAUCUGCAUAUUCAUAAAUCCUGUUAGUAGAUGAGCUUUUUUUACACUAUCAAGUUUAAGUUUACAAGUGUUUUUAUACAUGAUAACUUUGAGUAGAUCAGGCCCUUUGUGUUGAAGAAUACACAAUUAUAAAGUAGUAACAUUUUAGAGGGAGCAGGAUGUGACUUCUCAUCUUGUAAAUCCAUAUUUAUAAAGGGCUGGUUGUUGUACACAAGGGAGUGUUUGUCUUUAAAAGGGGGCGUUUCAAAGAGAGAAUUCUUGACAGAGCUUCCAUCUAGUGGUGAGCAACCAUUCUGCAGUAAGGAGGACGUGCCUCUGAUUGCCAAAUUGAUGUCUUUGUGUAGCAACAAAUGAAUAAAUUAAGGAUUGCUUUGAUCCUUCACAUAGA